GCCUCAUUAUACCGCCUUACCGUCGCGUUUGUUCUACACUUUUCUGGCGGUCUGAGUUUGAGCCACUUUCUGUUUCAGCCAUCAGGAUGCAUUUCAGUCGUCUUGGCUACCUCAUCUGUCUCUCCCGACUAUCUAUACACUCUUCUGUCCACUCGUCCACUCAGACUGGCCGCACGCCUGGUUAAGCCUUUGGUUGUUGUUGGUUUCGUCAUUAUUUUCGCUAAUCCGGCUUCAUUUCCUCGGCCCGAUUACGGGCAAGGCAGCAUUUGGCCUGAUUACUUAUUUAUGGCUGUUGGUAUACACUCUCGCCCAUUCAGCCGCUCUCCGACUGGCGGUGCCUUCAAGCUUGACUCAUUAAUCGUGUCUCCAGACCUCCGACCACAGGACGCUGGUUAA
This is a messenger RNA of Protopolystoma xenopodis, 396 nucleotides long. The record is from the annotation of a GenBank genome assembly. NCBI's taxonomy places the organism in Eukaryota, Metazoa, Platyhelminthes, Monogenea, Polystomatidea, Polystomatidae.